Messenger RNA from Necator americanus (New World hookworm), 1086 nucleotides. RefSeq lists its product as uncharacterized. The coding region runs from base 1 to 1086 and encodes 361 amino acids. NCBI's taxonomy places the organism in Eukaryota, Metazoa, Nematoda, Chromadorea, Rhabditida, Ancylostomatidae. The record is from RefSeq and is a predicted model, not a curated record. The transcript has 9 exons.
AUGGGAACAUCGGCGGCAAUUGAAAAAUGUGCUUCAUCUGCUUAUCAGAAAUGGAUUACGUCCACAGUACGUCAGUGCAACACAUCCACGGAUACAAUUGAGGAGAUCAUCUAUUCGCUAUCCACCUAUAUGCAAUCUCAGUUUAUCGAUCGUUCGGACCCGACAACGCUUUCUGAGGAGCAAACUCGUAUCUACGUAGGAUGUGCUAUCGUUUUAAGCAAUUUGAUGUUGCUUGUAUUCCUGAACUCCCGAGCUGUAAUGCGUCGACGAUAUAUAUUCUUCACAUUAGUUAGUAUCGGUGACAUCCUGGACGGUUCCUAUUUGAUCUACCCUAGCAUCAGACGAAUUUCUGAAAUGGCCGCCGGCACAUUUACGGGAGGAACCUCGUUGUGGGGAUGUGCCAGCCGCGGUUAUAUGGUAUUUCGAAUCUAUGGCACUGAACUUGUCUCGUUAACGAUGCUUAUUAUGGCCGCUGAGAAAGUUUUCGCCGUACUAUUCACAGUAAUUUAUCGACGCUAUGCCACAAAUAGAGCCCGUUUCUCAGCUGCUUUCGCCUGUUUACUUAUUUGUUUACUUUCCCUAAUUACCAUGUUCCUCACAUCAUAUUUCGAUCCCAGGGUUUCAGUACAAGAGGAUAAGUAUUGUGGGAUUUCUGGAAGUGUCGUUGAGGAAUUCGCACAAUUUCAUCAAUUCUUUAAUCUGUCAUGUCAAAUUGGAGGAUUUUUGGGCUCAGCGUUCGCGUUCCUUGUCGCUAGAAGCAUAACAAAACAGGCGAACGCAAGAGAGAUGAGCUCAAUAAAGCCAAUUCUUGUGGUCAGCUUCAUAUCGUGCAUCGUUAUCUCAUCGAAUAACAUUAUCUACAUACUCAAAAACUUUGCAGAAUUGGACAUUACAAAAUCUCAACAAAACUAUGUAGUCACCUAUUCUUCUGCAGUAUUUCAGGUAUCAAAAUUCGCUCUCUACAUACUUACGGGUCAGGAAUUUCGGGAUUGUUUACGAAAUGUUAUCAAGGAUAAGAACUGUUCUGAGCAAACAGUGUUUGUGAACCAAGUAUCCACGGUUAAAGCAAAUUCAUCAAGAAGAUAA